Epinephelus lanceolatus (giant grouper) is the source of this 2546-nucleotide messenger RNA. RefSeq names its product microfibril associated protein 3 like (gene mfap3l). NCBI's taxonomy places the organism in Eukaryota, Metazoa, Chordata, Actinopteri, Perciformes, Serranidae. The record is from RefSeq and is a predicted model, not a curated record.
UGUUUCCACCCAGUCUGCACUGAGGCUCAGAGACAGGAGCUGGUGGUUACAUAGCUGACAGCCGGCGGCAGGGGGAGGAUGGAGAUGCCGGAAAAACAGCUAACGACGGACCUUCGUCUCCGGAGCGGCAGACCAUGAUUGAGAUGUUACAAGUCACAGAGCUGAAUACCAAAUUGACUUCCACUAUCAAGAGAUAGCCAGUCUGCUGGAUGGAGACUCAGGAGGAAUGACAGAGUCUCUUCCCCCUCGGGUGACACACCGACAGUCUGAGAAAAUGCACUGGGGCGGUGGAUACAUUUCUCUGGUCCUGGCGUCCCUUAUCGCCUCCAACACCACCGGGGCCUUAUCGGUGGACACAGAUGGAAACCGUACAGAGAGCGGCAACGUGACAGAAGGCGGGUUUGUCCCAGUUGUGUUCACUAAAGUGAGCCAGAUAAUUGCCCGGGAGGGGAGCUGUGCGCUGAUUGAUUGCAAUGUCACCGGAGAGCCAUUCCCUAGUGUUCAGUGGUUCAACUCCCAUGGUGACCGUCUGGACACGGAGGCGAACGGUGACAAGUGGUGCUUGCUGGACUCUGGCGUCCUCAACAUCACCAGCAUCGAGUUCGCAGACCGUGGAAAGUACACCUGCAUGGCGUCCAACGUGCACGGCAGCACCAACUGCACAGUGACGCUGCGAGUGGUCUUCACUAACGGCGACAUGGGCGUGUACUACAUGGUGGUGUGUCUGGUGACCUUCACCAUCAUCAUGGCCCUGAACGUCACACGCCUCUGCAUGAUGAGCAGCCACCUGAAGAAGACGGAGAAAGCCAUCAACGAAUUCUUCCGCACGGAGGGCGCCGAGAAGCUGCAGAAGGCCUUCGAGAUCGCCAAGCGAAUCCCCAUCAUCACCUCAGCGAAGACGCUGGAGCUCGCCAAGGUGACGCAGUUCAAGACCAUGGAGUUCGCGCGGUACAUCGAGGAGCUGGCUCGCAGCAUCCCGCUGCCGCCGCUCAUCAUGAACUGCCGCACCUUCAUGGAGGAGAUCCUGGAGGUGGUGGGGGUGGAGGAGAUGAGGCACACCUUCCUCAGGCAGGCAGGCGAGACGGCGAGCAGGGCCAUCGGGGCGAGGGAUGUCUUCACCAUCCUGCAGGAGAGGGAGAGAGAGCGAGGGCGGGAGAGGGAGCGCAGCGAGUCCCCCGCCGCCGACUCGGACAACUCCUCAGUUCACGAGCAGCCGCAGCACAUCGCCAUCCAGGUGUCGGUCCACCCGCAGCUCGCCGUCGGCGGUUACUGCAGCAUCGAAGCUCCGCCUCAGCCAGAAGCCACACCCUCCUUGCCUCCCCCCUCCUGCCCGCCGCCGCUCUCUCCUCCCAGCAGCCAGGAGCAGCCUGAGGCGGAGGGAGAGCAGGACGCCGACCAGGCUGCGCCCGAACCGACAGACGCAAAUAAGACCCCUUCUUGCCAGGUGUUUUACGAAAGCCACGUGUGACGACAUGACAAACCCUGGAGGAGCGACGAGUUAUCCUGCUAUGCAUUUCCACUUGAAGACAAAAAGGUCAAGACAUUUUUGAUUUCACAUUUUGGAAGAAACAAUCACAUUUUUAUUUAUCUUUUCUGAACGGAACAAUCUUUAAACCUUUGUAGGCCGAGAAUAAAUCAUCGUGAGGUUUUUAGACACUCUGGAUUUUCAUGCUUGAAUGUACACGGGACGGGGAAUCAAUAUUAUUAUUAAUGUAAUAAGCAGCGAAUUGUAAAGGAACAUUUCCUGUGUUGAGAUUUUCAUAGCUAUUAUUUAAAGGAAUUAGGGUACGUCACUCUCGGGGGUCAAAUGACUUUUCAGUUUUUAGUUUCUUACAGUGCUAGGGUUUUUACGACUAACUCCAGAAAUCUGCCUCAAGCUGCUCUUCAUGACGAUGAAAGCUAAGCUUCCUUCAUCCACUCAAGAAUUCACAUCCAGCUACUGUUACAGCCGAUCCGCGGUCAUUGUACAACGUCCUGCUCACCUAGAGAUGCAUGCUGGACUGACAAAAAGAGAGUGUGGUCACCAUUUCAUGAUUGUACGGCCUACUGUAUUUCUACAAAAAAACAAGUAAGCCAGGUAACUCUAUGUGCGUACAGUAUAUUUCCUGAUCGGGUCACACACACACCUCUGGGUAGUUACUGUCCGUUUCCUUUGAAAUAUUUUAAAGAGUAUUAUUAUUAUUACCCAUCGUGGUGUGGUUUUGUUGCUCAGCUAGUUUAAACAUUAUUUUUGUUUUCUUUCUCCUCAGUAGAGAAGAGUAGCUUUUUGUUUCCUUCCCUCCGCCAUGUGCUGUUUUAGGUUUUUAAUUUACUGCCAGACCUGAUCUCAGCAUCGUCUUGCUUCUGCAGAGGCUUUACAGUACAGUUGUGUUUCUGCUGCAUGUCAAAGUGGACACUGGGACUACAAGGACUCUUUUCUUUCUUCCUUUGCUUGGCUAACAGUCCAGUCUGUGGCGGAGAUGAACUGGGUGCUGUUCUGCUUUUACUGGUGCUCUUGAGAUGGCUCUUUUUUGUAGUGGAAUAAAAUGAAAGUGCUGUGUAAAAAA